UAAGGAUAGGAAAAGUUAGAAUAGUGGAAAAUAGGGAACUGACCAAUGAGGAACGAGAACGACUAGUGGUCAGAAAAGGUGGAACGGUAAAGUUGGUAAGCAUGGAGGCGCCAGCGAUAGUGGCGCUGGAAAGUAAGAAGCGGGAGCGUGGGGAAGUGCAUGAUGACGUUAUAGAAGUCGGCCAUUGUGAUACAGAGUGCGUAGUAGAAAGAUUGUGUAAGUCAAAGGAAGGCGAAAUAGUAAGCGACGCUGGUGCGAAGGAAGUGCGAGAGGACGCUUUAGAAGUAUCCACGAAGAAGAGGGAGGAGGCUAACGGUUUGCUGAGGAAGUACAGCGGGAGAGAAGGACCUGUAACGACAUUUUUGCCGAGAAGGAUGGCGUACCGAAGAGGAAUUAUAUAUGAGUGGGAGGACUCGGUGGAAGAAUUGGAAGAAGAAGCAAUGCCGGGACAGGGAAUUUUCACCGUGGAGAGAAUGAAGAAGAGAAGGAUAGUAGAUGGAAAGGUGACAUAUCAGAUGCUGAGGACAAUAAUGAUAACAUUUAAAGGUAGUAUUUUGCCUACAAGACUAUUAAUAGGUCAGGGACAUAUAGGGAUAAAAAUAGAACCGUACGUCGAACCAGUUAAGCAAUGCUUUAAGUGCCUUAAGUUUGGACAUUAUCAAGCGGCGUGUAGAGAGGAGGAGAAGAAGUGUGCAAUAUGCGGAGAUAGGUAUCACGGACCGUGUGAUAGGAAAUUAAAGUGUGUAAAUUGCGGUGGGGACUACGGCCCGCUUACUAGAAUGUGCUGGGUUUGGCAGCGCGAAGCUGCCAUCAGGAAAGUAAUGGCGUUUAAAAACGUUGAAUUUGAGACUGCAAGAGGGAUUGUGGCGAGGUCAGCGGGGGAGAGGGAGACAGACAGAAUGGGAGGAGUGGAAGAAGCGGCUGAGAGUAGUGCGGACUUCCCGGCACUAGUGGUGAAAGAAAAGAGGGAGUUUUGGGAGAAAAAAGAGGUGCCAAUUCAGAGGGAGCUGGAAUUGAUGAGGAGACUGAGAUACGGGAAUGGAAGAGAAGGCGAAAGAUUCAAAGGACAAAAAGAAUAAGGAGCCUCGUUCAGUGAGGUGGCGAGAAGAGGAUUAAACGAAAGUGAAGGAGAAGGGAAUAGGGAAGGAAGAAGAAGCCGGGAGGAAGGAGCAGGAGGAGAAGCACAGGGAGGAGAGAGGGAGAGUGAGGGAGAGUGGAGGCAGGUGAAAAAAGGAGAUAGACCACCCCCAUGCUUUAAGGAAAAAAUAGAUGGAGUUUUGUCGAAAAACAGAUAUUUAUGCCUGGAAUGUAAGGAGAAGACAGAAAAAAUGAAAAAGGAGGGAGAGGGGGGUAUACAAAUAUUGAGGAGAAUACCGCUCCCGCAUCUGUUGGCGGGUGAGGAACCUGAAGGCGAAUGUGAGUACGAAAAAUUGAACUUCGUACUUAACAAAAAUCAAAUGGAGAAGGAGAGGAGGAGGAUAAGAAGGGAGAAGGAGAUGAACAGGGAAUGGCUGGUGGAGCUUGAAAAGAGAAAGGAGGACGAAAUACUUGAAGAAGUAAUUAAAAUGCUGAACGAAAAAAACCUGGAAAGAAAGUUUCACGAAAUCAUUAGGACCAGGAAGUAUAGGGCGAAGAAAACAGUAAUGCCAGACCCGAACGAAGACUGGAACGCGGUAACCACCCCUCCGUUUGAAAUGCAUGUAGAUCAGAGGACGAGAAAUAUACUGGAGAGAAGGGCGGAAAAGAAGAGAGAGGUGGCAAGAGAAAAAAGAGAAAUAGAAGAAAAGGUGGAGAAAAUGAGGGAGGAGGAUAGAGAAAGGAGGAAUAGAAUAGUAAGGGAGAAGAGAAAGGAGGAGGAAGGAGGGGAAGAGAGGAGAGAGAAUGAGGAGAGAGCGGAGAUGGAAGGGAAUGAAAAAGGGGAAGAAGGAGCAGGAGAGGGAUGCAGCAAACAGGAAGAGAAGAGAGAAGAAAAGGAACAGUGGUAGAGGUGUGGUGAGAAAUGAAGGAGAACAGAGAUAGAGGUGUUGUGAAGGAUAGGAGGUUAGGAAGAAUGGCAGAGAGUGAGGUGAAAGUGAGACAAAAGGAGAAUCUUGAAAAUGAAAAUAAACUGAAAGUGAGCUUGAGAUGUAGAAUUAGUAUAGAUGUUAAAGACAAGGCGAUGUCUAUUUUUAUUUUUACUUUUAUCUGUAAUUUUAGGUUUAAGUUUAGGAUUAGGGUUAAGGCCAAAGAAAUGGAAGGAACAAGGAGAAGAGGUUGUUCAUAUGCGAAUAGAGCAAUGAGUUACAGUGAACUCAAGAGAGCUAUGCGAACUAGGUUUAAGUAUGAGUGUGGGCGAUGAGAGUGUAUAUAAGAAUAAACGAGAUUAUCAAAAUUAGAGGUAAGACGCGAGCGUACAGGGUAGAUUUGAGGAUAAUAGAAUGUAAGAGAAUAUUUUGGUUAAGAGACAAACUCUUUAUAGAGUGCAAUGUAAAACAUAAGUUCCUAAUUAUGAAAUAUGAAGACUUGCGCGGAUAUGUAAAAUAUAGGGUUUGGAGUUUUA
Megachile rotundata (alfalfa leafcutting bee) is the source of this 2539-nucleotide messenger RNA. RefSeq lists its product as uncharacterized. NCBI's taxonomy places the organism in Eukaryota, Metazoa, Arthropoda, Insecta, Hymenoptera, Megachilidae. The record is from RefSeq and is a predicted model, not a curated record.